Molecule: messenger RNA, 403 nt
Organism: Gekko japonicus
Lineage: Eukaryota; Metazoa; Chordata; Lepidosauria; Squamata; Gekkonidae
Gene: COMMD10
Product: COMM domain containing 10
Exons: 4
Source: RefSeq, a predicted model, not a curated record
CAGCGCCAAAAUGGCGGCGCCCAUCGUUAUUCCGGAUACGGCCAGUGUAAGAAAAGCAGUGUCUUUUAUUAACACCAUAGAUACUGGCAAGUUCUCUCGACUGCUCUCCCGCAUCCUUCAGAAGCUUCAUUUAAAGGGUGAAAGUACUUUCACAGAAGAAGAGGAAGAAAAACUUCAAAUUGCCUUCUCAGUGGAGAAGCAGGACCUCCACCUUGUCCUUGAAACCAUAGCAUUCAUUUUGGAACAGGCUGUAUAUCACAACUUGAAACCAACUAUUCUGCAGCAGCAGCUGGAGCAUUCCCAUGUGGAUCAUGAUAAAGCCGAAGUGUUUGCCACUACGUGGGCUGCUGCAGGGUCAGACACAGUGGAGAAGUUCAGGCAAAGGAUUUUGUCGCCUCAGAAG